Colletotrichum paranaense is the source of this 315-nucleotide messenger RNA. RefSeq lists its product as uncharacterized. Lineage: Eukaryota; Fungi; Ascomycota; Sordariomycetes; Glomerellales; Glomerellaceae. Bases 1 to 315 code for a protein of 104 amino acids. The transcript has 2 exons. The record is from RefSeq and is a predicted model, not a curated record.
AUGAGUAGUCAAGCUGCCGGGUUGCCACCACUGCUUCUUGUUCUUACGGUGGCCUUGAUGCCCGUCCAGACCACAAGAAAGGUGAACGAAAGGAAUACAAGUGGCAGAAAACUUCUUCCACCGCCACCGGGACUUGGAGGGAAAAGCAAACAGGAAGUGCCAACGCAGAGGAAGUGGACGAUGCGGACGAGGAAAAGCAAUACAAUGGGUCAAACUUGCCGCAUCAACCCAGUCCAAGCCCUUACGCAUGAGAGCGCCUAUAAUCUCGUGUCGCCCUCGUCGACAAAUCCGACGCGGUGCAUACGAUCCAGAUAG